Molecule: messenger RNA, 6386 nt
Organism: Lagopus muta (rock ptarmigan)
Lineage: Eukaryota; Metazoa; Chordata; Aves; Galliformes; Phasianidae
Product: KIAA0930 ortholog
Exons: 10
Coding region: 255-1532 (425 amino acids)
Source: RefSeq, a predicted model, not a curated record
GAAGCGGUGGGGCCGGGCCGGGCCGGGCCGUACCAGGCAGGGCGGUGCCCGCGACUGCUUCGGUCGGGGGCUGCGCUGAGUAGGGCAGAGCCCGGGGAACGUCGGGCUGCGCGAGUGGAGAGGAGCGGCUCGGUUCGGCGCUCUUGUCGCUGUCACAGAGCGGCCCCCGGCUCCGCCCGCCGCCGCCACCGGGGAGAGCCGUGCGGGCGGCGGGGGCGGCCUGACAUGAGAUCAUCGCCGGCGGCGGCAGCAGCAUGGCCUCUGCCGGGAGCGGCGGCCGCGCCGCAUCGCGGGACGGGGAGGCCAACGGCGAGCCGGACCGCUCCUUGCAGCUGAUGCUGCGGGCGAUAGCGGAGGAGCGCAGCCGCACCGGCCUCCGCCACGAGAUCAGCGGCCUCGGGUGUUUCAAAGAUGACCGUAUCGUAUUCUGGACUUGGAUGUUUUCUACAUAUUUUAUGGAGAAAUGGGCCCCCCGGCAAGAUGAUAUGCUCUUCUAUGUCCGUCGAAAACUGUCCUAUGUUAGUGGUGAUAGUACAGAUGGGAAAAAGCAGGUUGAAGUUGAAGUUUAUCGAAGAGAUUCCAAGAAGCUUCCUGGGCUGGGAGAUCCUGACAUUGACUGGGAAGAGAGUGUCUACUUGAAUCUCAUUCUACAGAAGCUGGAUUAUGUGGUGACAUGUGCUGUGUGCACACGCUCCGAUGGAGGAGAUAUUCACAUUCACAAAAAGAAAUCUCAGCAAGUGUUUGCAUCUCCUAGUAAACACCCAAUGGAUAGCAAAGGAGAAGAGUCAAAGAUCAGCUAUCCCAACAUAUUCUUCAUGAUUGACAGUUUUGAAGAGGUUUUCAGUGACAUGACUGUGGGAGAAGGAGAAAUGGUCUGUGUGGAGCUGGUGGCCAGUGACAAAAGCAACACUUUCCAAGGGGUGAUUUUCCAGGGAUCCAUCCGCUAUGAAGCACUCAAGAAGGUCUAUGACAACAGGGUGAGUGUUGCAGCAAAGAUGGCUCAAAGAAUGUCCUUUGGCUUUUAUAAAUAUAACAACAUGGAGUUUGUCCGAAUGAAAGGGCCCCAAGGGAAAGGACAUGCAGAGAUGGCAGUGAGUAGAGUUCCUACUGGCGACACUUCACCUUAUGGAACUGAAGAAGAUUCAAAUCCAGACUCCCCAGUUCAUGAGAGACUCACGUCUUUCAGCACACCACCAACCCCAGAACGCAACAAUCGCCCAUCCUUUUUCUCCCCAUCUCUUAAGAGAAAAGUGCCCCGAAAUCGAAUUGCUGAGAUGAAAAAAUCCCACUCAGCGAAUGACAGUGAGGAGUUCUUCAGAGAUGAUGAUGGUGGAGAUCUGCACAAUGCAACAAAUCUGAGGUCACGUUCCUUAUCUGGAACAGGACGGUCUCUGGUGGGCUCGUGGCUGAAACUGAACAGAACAGAUGAAAAUUUUCUACUCUAUGCACACUUAACUUACAUCACUUUGCCAUUGCAUCGAAUUUUAACAGAUAUCCUGGAAGUGCGGCAGAAACCAAUUCUGAUGACAUAGCAGAGAGCGGGCACAGCCUUGGAGCCUUGUUGCCAAGUGCCUAACCUCAGCAGUUUUCUGUGCUAACACUACCAUCUAGUGUCAGGAACAUAAACCUCCGCAGAAAAAGGGAAGUCAAAGAAUACCAGCCGAUCAAAAGUGCCUCUUUCUUCCUUCCUCUGCUGUCAUACACCAUAUGCACACUUGCAGUACAUCACUUGAGUGUUUCCGACUGGAAGAGGACUUUCAACAAAACAAAAGAAGGAGCUGUGUCUGAAACGUGUCAUUGCUUUAUGAACAGUUUAUUACUAUGUUUACUUUAUAACUAAGAAACCAACAACGUGUACAGAAUGUGUUAAACUUUAUAUUCUUUGAAAGAAACAAUUUCAUAAUGAUGUACUAAUGAGCGUUGUUCCAUUGACUCUUGCCCAUACUCUCCUUGUUGGAUUGGCUUCCUGUGUGUGAGCGUGUGUAUGUGUUGAGACUGAAGGGAUAAGAUGAAUUCCUGCUGAGGGAGGAAAAGGGAAAAGAUGCUAUAAAAACACAUUGCCACUUGGUUAUGUGCAGCGGGUUAGGUUAGAGAUUGAAAGAGGCUUAAAAUGUUCCCAUUUGUUCAUGUGUCAGUGUUAGGACAGGAGAACUCUGCUGACAAAUUCUUGUAUCUACCAAAGAACAGCAACAUUUUCAUCCUCAAGAACCGGUGAAGAAACUGAGCCAGGGAAGAGAAGGCUAAAACGUGCUGCUAUAGUAAAGCUAAGGUUCAUAUCCACUACUAAUGCUGCUUAUCUCUUUUAGCUGAGUCCAUGCAAGUCAGAGGCUAAUGUGGAAAAACUGGAAACCUCACGUGAACUCCAGAAACAUAAAUCUUAUUGAUAACCAACAUCCUCCUGCAUGCACUGGACCAUAGUACAAAAAGUUGUCCUUGUGGUAGUGUUUGUGGCCAAGGAGGGUAUGAGAGCUAAUUAAUGUCUGGGCAGCUUUUCCAGAUUCUUCUUUUCCUGGUCGCGUUCUGCUGUACUGUUACGUGCUGAAGCACAAGGAGUUUUCUUUCGAGGCAGAAGGUUUAAAUGUGAUCCUGCUCUGAAAAGUGACUAAAAAUGUCAUAGUGGGAGGUUUGAAAGUUGUGUCAGGAGCUCUCAGGAAAAACGCCUUAUGUUUACAGGUAAAAUGCAGCUUUCUCAAAACAGCACAACUGCUGUCCUUGACACGUGAAAUCUAAGUAAUGAGAUGUUGAGUCUACUGCAGCUGGAUUCACCACAUCGAUGUGGGAGCUAGCCAUAGGUCACUUUAUUUAUAGCUGCCUAACUGGUGAAGCAAAGCGUGGGAUAGCAUGUCACUUAGAGCAUGAGGCACUCUGAUAUACGCACAAAGAUCUGUAGAGAGUGGAGGUGCCAUUUUUCUCACUUUUUGGACACUGAGCACCUGAACUCUAAUGCUGGUGCCGUACUUACCAAUAUGAUGUGUGCUCUGAGCCUGGGCCUUUUGUCUCCCUCAAACUCAACCUUUCCCGAAGAGCUGUGUUAUUCUCUCAAUAGCAUCUGAUGAUUUAACCUGUCAGAUAGAACUUUCUGCUUUUUUCCUCAGACCAGGUUCCAUGGGAAUAGCUCCACUUCAGCAUUAAAGAUAGAUUAACUGUCAUUCAGUCCAACGCAAUGAAUCCAGCAUGGUAAGGUGGUCUUUUCUUGUUUGAGGCUAGACCUGGGAGCAGUCACCUUUGUCCAAAGUGAUGGCAUUUCUGAAACUGGCAGCGUGAGUGCAUAACAAGGACAUCUGACCAUUUUCUACUUGCUGCAGAUGUUUUAUGACAGCAUUAGAAAAAAAAAAAAAUUACUUUCAUUGCCAGCACGGCCACUUUGCCUGUUGCAGACUGAGUUUUACUCUGUAGGAGUGUGCACUUUGUGUGAGGCUGUUCAUGCAGUCUAACUUGAGGCAUGUAGGUGAGAUAUCUGGGCAGUCUUACCAGAGAGGUGGACUCCUGAAAGAGCAACUGAAAUGUUCUCUCAGGGAACUUCAUAGGCAGCCCAGGUGCUUGCUUGAGAUCCCUGACAGUGCACCUAAUGCCAGACAGCUCAAAUACUCUCCUUCCUUAUGUCCAUGCCAAGAAGUCUUCAGCUAGGAGGCCUGUCCUACUCAGAAGCCUCUGAAGAUGUUCCAUAUUCUGCAUUUUCAUAUUGGAUUGAAAGGCAGUGCUGUUUCCUUCAAAUAAACACUAGGGAGGGAGGGGAGAGAGGGUUAGUAUUUGUACUGCUGCUGACAAUUGAUAACAGUUUGAUCAAACAGAAACAAUGAACACUGAUUGGAACCUGAGUGGUAGGUGCUUGAGUACUGCCUAGUCAAAAGUAACUUUUAAUGCAUUUUGAUACCAGUGUGUUAAGUUUGGACAGCUUGAUUUCAUGUGGUCUGAAAGACUUGAGCAGAACUUGCAUAAGAUUUUAGGCAAAUGGCAAAUGAGGAAAGAUUCUGAAGUAGCAGAAAGGCAAUGUUAGAGAAAGGACAGUGCAAACCUCAAGUCUACUAAGCAAGAAGUAGUGUUUGCUUUGUUAUGUGUAUGUGGAUGAAUCUGAUGUCUGGUUUUUGAAGGGCUGAAUGUGAAAGUCCUGUAGAAGAGUUAAUUGAUGUAUUUUAUCCUGCUAGCAGAUGUGCAGUAUAUGCAUUGAAGACUCAACUUUUUUAGUACAAAAGGGCUACAGGUAUGCCCAGAUGGAUAUUGCUGGUAAACAGAGAUCAAAACAUGUAUUGAAUGUCUGAUACUUUUGGGAGCAAACUAGAUUUACUCCGUUCUCAACUAUUCAAUCUUUAAACAACUGAUUUACAGUUCUUGUGUGAUGAAUUUCCUUACUUUGUUAUCAGGUGAGAGGGGGAAAAGUUAUGUAUUUUAUUUUGCUUUUAAGUAAUCCCUAAAAAAUUUGUAAUCUGUUAUCCUCAUACAAACACACUGACAGGGAAGAUGAUACAAGUUUUUUCUGGGUCAGGGUGGCACAGCUGGGCUUUUAGCUUGCUAUUGCACUAUACCAAAAAGAAAAGGGAAUGUUAGUUAGAAACCUCUCACCCUUUUAUUUUGGGGGGAGGGAGGUAAAUUCUAUGCUCUGAAGCACUAAGCCAAUAGAUUUGGGCCUGUGUUGGCCACUUAAAUUGCGGAGAAAUGAUCUGGAAUGUUCUGCAUGCUGUAAGGACUGCAGCCAUAUAUGGCUGUUGAUGUCCUGACUGUUGUAGUGUGGCGAUUUUCAUUGUAUUUAUGUUGAUGCUUGACAACAGCUCUAUCUGAGAGGGCAGCACUGUUAACAAACUGGUGUUGCUUUGCAGAAUCGUUUUAUUUAUUUACAGAAUCUCACCAUCCCUCAAUACCGAGUUAGCUUCCCUCAUCCUGUCCAUUCACUCUCUCUGGGGACCUGAGGCUUACCGCUUCAACUCUUCACUGAUGUUGCAUUUGAUGUCUGACAAUAUACAAGGUUGUAUAUUUUUUCAGCCUGCACAGAUCUUUCACUUUUAUAAAUUUAGCAUGUAGAAAGCCUUUGAGUUGUAAAGAAAGCUCUUAAAUUACUUGUUUUAUAUUAGCAGAUUAUUGCUUUGCCUUAGAGACCACAGUGUAUGUAAAAUCACAUUCUCUUAGUGCCAGCCAGCGCAGGAUGGGAUCCAAGUCUCCUUUGAAAAGAAGCCAUUUCUAGAAAUUCAACAGAUCUUUCAGCUGUCUUGGCAAAUCCAGUUUGUGUAGGUUCACGUUCCUUCUUUUUUGUUCUCUUAGGCUUUGUUGUGUACAAGGCUUGAGCAUGUUGAGAUGUGAAUCCGUGUUACCCAGUUUUCCAUUUCUGGGCACAGUGUGCUUUCCUGGAAAGAGAGUUGUUUGCAAGAGUGAUUUUUCAGCGUACAGUAUUUAGCCUAAAGUGUGUUAUUUUACCAUGUUUUAAUUUAACAGUUGGGUCCUUGGUUUUGCAAACAGAUUUCUUCUGGCAGACCCUCAUGUGCAGAGUCCUGUGCUAGUCACUGAGGUUCUCUAUAGACAUGAAGUCUGCAUAAAGAGUCUACAUGUUUAAGCUAUUCAGCUGUUUCUUGCCAAUCACGAAUGUUCCGCUUCCCAGAUGAUUGCUUGCCCUGUAGUCUAAAGCUUCCCCUUAUUAAAGAUGUAAAAUCUUUAAAAGUGCCUAAGUCCUGUCGUUACCCAAUGAGGUUUAAGAAUGAAUUUUUAUUUACGAACAGAAUAUGCUUAAAUUCUGUGUGGUGUAUAGCAGUGUCAGGAAAUAAGUUUAUAGUUCUUGGAAGAGCUCUCCAUCUCCUACAGACUCGCCCUUCCUGUUAGGUUCUCAUCGUCUUCAGAAGUCAUGGCUGAAAGCUCUGGAAAAUUGAAAUCUUGCAAUCAGAGCAGUUGGAUGUCUGUGAAUGCCUUAUCUUGUCCUGUGUGAUAUGACUGAAAGUGUAUGGCAUUGGUAUGUAACAAAAAUUCUGUGUCAAAAAUAGGUGCAGUAGAAUCCAGUGAAAGGCAUUGUUAAAUAAGUAGCUUUUACACCAAACGUUAUGAAACAGUAUUUUACACCAGAACUUAGGUGUUUGGAUGCUUGGUCAAGAAAAUGUAAGGCUGCAAGAAGGUUACAGUGUUGAAUGUUCUGUGUGUGUGUGUGUUUGUAUAUAUAUAUAUAUAUCUAUAAAUACUCUCAGCUUAAUUUUAUCAAACAAACAUGUUGCAUGGUUUGUUUUUUGCCUCAUUGAUCAUCAGUGUUGAUUAAAAGAUGCUGGGUUGGAAAUCUUGCUGGUACUGUAUUGAGCCCUAGAAACAAAGUGCAAGGAGAACCUUUGUGCACCAAAAACAGAGUUGAUUUUGCAUAUGGCAGCAGCAAAGAAGGUGUUGGACCCUGCAGCCAAUAAACAGACCUCUUAAACGAC